AUUCUGGCUGCAAAUUUAUUGAUUCAAUUAGACACACUGGAAAACUCAACUGGUAAAAGUGUGUUCCGAGAGGAAGCGAUGCAGGUUCUCUUUCAGUCGAUAGCAUCUGAAGAAAGCACUUUGCAGCUAUUGUCGGCAUUCAUUCUGUCAAAUAUUGGCGGAACUUAUUCUUGGACAGGGGAAUCAUACACAGUAGCAUGGCUGGUGAAAAAGGCCGGUUUAACGUCUUUGAAUCAUCGGAACAUGAUACGAAACUGUGAUUGGUUGGAUCCGAGCCUGCUGGAUUCAGGAACUGAUUCAUGGUGCAGCAAGAUUGCAAGAAGCAUCAUUGAGUUCGGUAAACCAGCAUUCGUCGCUUUACAAAAGGGACUGAAGAGCCAGAUAAAGAUGGUUGCUCGAGAGUCCCUCGUGAUCAUAGCAUGGCUUGGUUGUGAAAUUUCCAAAAGUUCGAACAGCCUUAGAUAUUCAGCUUGUGAGAUCUUACUUGGUGAAGUUGAUAAAUUUUUGCAUCCAGGAAUGGACCUUGAAGAAAGACUUCUAGCAUGCCUAUGCAUCUAUAACUAUGCUUCUGGAAAAGGUAUGAAGAAACUGAUUCAUUUCUCGGAGGGUGUACGGGAGUCGCUUCGGAGAUUUUCAAAUGUGACCUGGAUGGCAGAUGAACUACAUAGAGUUGCUGACUUCUACCUGCCUAAUAAGUCGCGUAUCUCUUGCGUUCAUACGCAAAUCGUCGAGGCAAGUCACAAAUACAGUGGAGCUGUAAAUGCCCUGAUCUACUACAGGGGAAUGCUUUUCAGUGGAUACUCUGAUGGUUCAAUUAAGGUAUGGGACAUCAGAAGGCAAUCAGCCGUGCUUGUAUGGGACGUGAAGGAGCACAAGGACGCAGUGACAUGCUUUUCACUCUUUGAACCAGGAGAGACCCUUCUAAGUGGAUCAACCGAUAAGACCAUUAGAGUGUGGCAAAUGGUCCAAAACAAAUUGGAGUGCAUCGAAGUUAUAGCAACAAAAGAAUCGGUUCAAAAGUUAGAGACAUAUGGUCAAAUGAUAUUUAUGAUCACUCAAGGCCACCAUCUUAAGGUUUUUGAUUCAUCAAGAACAGUCAACAGUAUCUGCAAAACCAAAUGUGUAAAGUGCAUGAAGAUGGUUCAAGGAAGAAUCUACGCAGGCUGUGCCGAUUCGAGCAUUCAGGAGAUUUCUAUAACAAGUAACCAUCAGAGAGAGAUCAAAGCACCUGUAAAGAAAUGGAGAAUGCAAAGCAAGCCCAUCAAUUCAAUCACCAUGUACAGAGACUGGCUUUACUGUGCAAGUUCAACAGUUGAAGGUUCUACCUUCAGGGAAUGGAGAAGAAAUUCAGAGCCACAAAUGUCAUUGAAACCAGAGAAAAGAACAAAUAUAUUAGCAGUGGAAGUAGUGGAGGACUUCAUAUACUUAAACUGCAGCUCAUCAGCUAACAGCCUUCAGAUAUGGUUGAGAGGAACACAACAGAAAGUGGGGAGAAUAUCAGCAGGCGGCAGAAUAACGAGCCUCAUCACUGCAAACGAUUUCGUUCUAUGUGGGACAGAGUCUGGGUUCAUCAAGGCAUGGAUCCCUCUAUGAAUUGAGACAUGAAAAAGCUUAUUAUAUAAUAAUAUACAUAGAAAAAGAAUGUCUUUUGUGUAUAGUUUGUUGUAUAUCACAUUCACAUGUUGAGAUCAAAUAAUUUCAUUAUAGAUAUAAUAAUUUUAUGUUUUUUAUUC
Hibiscus syriacus is the source of this 1733-nucleotide messenger RNA. RefSeq names its product putative E3 ubiquitin-protein ligase LIN-1. Gene Ontology annotation, molecular function: protein binding. The annotation marks the transcript as partial. Lineage: Eukaryota; Viridiplantae; Streptophyta; Magnoliopsida; Malvales; Malvaceae. The record is from RefSeq and is a predicted model, not a curated record. The transcript is spliced from 11 exons.